Cuculus canorus (common cuckoo) is the source of this 1320-nucleotide messenger RNA. It is a transcript of the gene DCTN2, whose product is annotated as dynactin subunit 2. Gene Ontology annotation, biological process: mitotic spindle organization. Gene Ontology annotation, cellular component: centrosome; dynactin complex; cytoplasm. NCBI's taxonomy places the organism in Eukaryota, Metazoa, Chordata, Aves, Cuculiformes, Cuculidae. The transcript has 14 exons. Bases 46 to 1248 code for a protein of 400 amino acids. The record is from RefSeq and is a predicted model, not a curated record.
CACUGCCGAACCCCAACACCGCCCCCCCCCCUCCCCCCCUCAGCCAUGGCGGACCCCAAAUAUGCCGACCUGCCCGGCAUCGCCAGGAACGAACCCGACGUCUAUGAGACCACCGACCUCCCCGAGGACGACCAGGCCGAGUUCGAGGCGGAGGAGCUCAGCAGUACCAGCGUGGAGCACCUCAUCAUCAACCCCAACGCCGCCUUCGAGAAGUUCAAGGACAAACGUUUGGGCACCGAGGGAGUGGAUUUCUCCGACAGCAUCAGCAAGACCAGGAGGACGGGUUACGAGUCCGGCGACUAUGAGAUUCUCGGCGAAGGUCUGACCGCCAAGGAGACACCACAACAGCGUUUCCACCGCCUUCAACACGAGCUUCAGGAGCUGCUGAAGGACGUGGAGCAGAUCCAGACCACCGUGAAGGACGCGACGGCCGAGGAGGACCUCACGCCCAUGGCUUUGGCCAAGCAAGUGGAAGGCUUGAAGCAACAGCUCCUCUGCAGCCAUCUGGAGAAGCUUUUGGGUCCUACGGCCGCCGUUGACUUCUCCGAUCCCGACGGAGCGUUGGCCAAGCGUCUCCUCCAACAGUUGGAGGUGGUCAAAGGCGGUCAAACGGCGCCGAAGCCCGAGAAGAGCUCAACGACCGCCGGCGACGCCGUCACCUUCGAGCUCUACUGGAGGCCCCAACACGACCGAUUGGCCCAAACGGCCAAGAUGGCGGAGUUGGAGAAGAGGAUGGAGCAGUUGGAGGCGGCGAUGCGGUGCGACGGCGACGGGCAGAACCCGCUGCUGGUGGGGCUGAAGGGCAGCAGCCUCGUGGACACGGUUCAGCUCCUCCAGGCUAAGGUCAACCUAUUGGAUGUGGCUGUGCUGGACCAGGUGGAGGCGCGGCUGCAGAGCGUUCUGGGGAAGAUGAAUGAGAUCGCGAAACAUAAGGGAACCGUGCAGGACGCGGAGAGUCAGAGCCGAGUCCAUCAGCUCUUCGAGGCGCUGCAGCGCUGGGAUCCCAUCGCCGCCGUCGUUCCCGAUCUCGUCCGUCGCCUCGUGACGCUGCGGGAUCUGCACGAGCAGGCCGCGCAGUUCGGACAGGCGCUGGUGCACCUCGAGGCGACGCAGCAGGAGAUCACCGCGGCGCUGAGGGACAACGCUGCGCUGCUGACAGAGGUCCAGAAGACUCUGAAGGAGAAUUUGGCCAUCGUUGAGGAUAACUUUGCCGACAUCGACGCUCGCAUUAAGCGCCUUCAGAAAUGAGACCCCCCCCGCACUGCCCCCCCGGGAAUUGUGACCCCCCCUCUGCUUGUACCCCCCCCCCCCUUUCACCCU